AUGGAAGACGAUCCAUUUAUUAAACAUUACACCUACGAUUUAUCACCCGAAUUAAUUACUUGUUUAAACGAUAAGCCUCCACUCGAAGAGAAAACUAUAUUAGAAUGGCCUGAAUUGGGUAAAAUAAUAUUUAAAAAACCAAAAUUAACUGUGAUAAACAACUAUUUAAUUAAACCAUUAGAAGAAACACAAUCAUUUGCUGAACUACCUAGUGUACCUGUUAUUGUUGAUAAUAUUAAUAAAUUUGUUUUACAUGAACGAUUAACAUCAACUGUUAAAAACCACGUCAGUCAAUUUGAAUUAGAAGUACUGUCGAUUAUAACCAAUUAUCAUGAUUUCGAUUACUCUGAAAGGAAUUUUGAUAAUGCAGAAUAUCUGCGAUAUUGUUAUUGUUUACAUGCUAUCAAUCAUGUUCUUAAAAGUCGAAAAAUUGUUCUAGCAAAUGAUAUUAAAAAGAAUAGUAAUGAAGAUGAAUUGCGAGAUCAGGGUCUCACCAGACCUAAAGUAAUAAUUUUAGUUCCAUUUAAAGAUUCAGCGUAUCGAAUAAUAAACAUGAUGAUUAAUUUUAUGUCGCGUAGUGAAAAUUUCAACGUAGUGCACAAAAAUCGAUUUUUAGAAGAAUUUACUGGUGAAGAAUUGGCAAUGCCAAAAAAAAAUCCUAAACCAGAAGACUAUGAGAAAACUUUUGCGGGCAACAUUGAUGAUGCAUUUAGAAUUGGUAUGGCAGUAACCAAAAGUAGUUUAAAAUUAUAUGAAGACUUUUAUACCUCUGACAUAAUAAUUGCAUCACCACUUGGUCUACGUAUGAUUAUUGGUGCAGAAGGAGAAUCAUCUAGAGAUUAUGACUUCUUGUCAUCAGUGGAAAUAUUGAUAUUUGAUCAAGCUGAAAUAUUUUUAAUGCAAAAUUGGGACCAUGUAUUACACAUCAUGAAUCAUUUUAAUAUUCAGCCAAAAGAAGCACACGGUACAGAUUUACAACGAGUACGCAGUUGGUCAAUUAAUGGUUUAUCAAAACAUUAUAGACAGACAAUAAUGAUUUCGUCUUGCAAGUUACCUAAUUUAAUAGCUAUUCUUAAAAAUAGAUGUUUAAAUUAUGGAGGUUCUGUCAGUGUAGUUAAUCCAAUUGUAACAGGUACUAUAAGCCAUGUUGUUUGCAGACUUCAACAAUUUUACCAUAAAAUAAUUACAAAAACUCCUACUGAAUCCAUUACACAAAGAUUUCAAUACUUUACAAAUAAAGUUCUAACACAAAUUCGAGCUUCAAAUGAAAAACAUGUAAUGAUUUACGUACCUUCAUAUUUUGAUUUUGUGUGUAUCAGAAAUUAUUUUAAAACAGAAGAUUACAGCUUUGUACAAAUUAGUGAAUACACCAAACCAGGUAAAGUUGCCAGAGCCAGAGAUUUAUUUUAUCAUGGAGAAUGUCAAAUUUUGCUUUACUCUGAACGUUAUCAUUUUUAUAAUAGAACUAGAAUCCGUGGUAUUCAAAAUAUUGUUUUUUAUCAACUUCCAACAAUUGCAGGGUUUUACAGUGAGCUUUGUAAUUCAAUCGUAGAGAACGAUAGUAUUAAUCAAACUAUUACAGCACUCUAUUCUAACUAUGAUUCAUGUAUGUUAACUUCAAUAGUUGGUACUCAACGAGCAAAAUAUAUGUUAUCUUCAGAACAAAAAAUACACAUGUUUCAUUCAGGCACAUAA
Messenger RNA from Cinara cedri, 1695 nucleotides. The record is from the annotation of a GenBank genome assembly. NCBI's taxonomy places the organism in Eukaryota, Metazoa, Arthropoda, Insecta, Hemiptera, Aphididae.